Messenger RNA from Leucoraja erinaceus (little skate), 1133 nucleotides. RefSeq names its product mago homolog, exon junction complex subunit (gene magoh). The record is from RefSeq and is a predicted model, not a curated record. Gene Ontology annotation, cellular component: catalytic step 2 spliceosome; exon-exon junction complex; nucleus. Gene Ontology annotation, biological process: RNA splicing. NCBI's taxonomy places the organism in Eukaryota, Metazoa, Chordata, Chondrichthyes, Rajiformes, Rajidae. The transcript has 5 exons. The coding region runs from base 64 to 564 and encodes 166 amino acids.
CGUGCGUGCGUGCGACGUGAGGCUGCGUGAGUGCCGAGCAGAUGAGCUCCUGUUUACGCGGCCAUGCGUGGAGGCGAUGAUGAACGGCGUCCGAUGCGGCGGGGCGGCCUUGGCGAGGGUGGCAUGUCCAGCGACUUCUACCUCCGCUAUUAUGUGGGGCACAAGGGCAAGUUCGGCCACGAGUUCCUGGAGUUUGAGUUCAGGCCGGACGGUAAACUCAGAUAUGCAAACAACAGCAAUUACAAAAACGAUGUUAUGAUUAGGAAAGAGGCAUAUGUCCAUAAAAGUGUGAUGGAAGAGCUAAAGCGAAUCAUAGAAGAUAGUGAAAUUACAAAGGAAGACGAUGCUUUGUGGCCUCCACCUGACAGAGUGGGGCGACAGGAACUCGAGAUUGUAAUAGGAGAUGAACAUAUUUCAUUCACAACAUCUAAGAUUGGCUCUUUAAUCGAUGUAAACCAAUCCAAGGAUCCAGAGGGUCUGCGAGUAUUCUACUACCUGGUCCAGGACUUAAAAUGUCUAGUUUUCAGUCUUAUUGGGCUGCACUUCAAGAUCAAGCCCAUCUAAGAGUUUGAUGAUCAGACAAGGAUGAUUGAUUUGGGGAUGGAUUAAAGUGGGUGGGGGGAAGAGCAGAUGUAGCGAUAACUGGCUUGGGGUGAGUCUUUGUUACAAUGGCUAACUUUGCCUAAUGUGGAUUUGGUGAUUUUUAUGUGAAUAUAAAACAAUUUCAUCUUUAUAAAAUUUCUUUUUAUAUUAAAAUAAACAUUGAUUACACUUGUGUUUAAUACUGGAUGUUCACUAUUUAAAAAAAUGUGCUGUAAACAAUAUUGCCAAUUAUAAAUUGUAUCUCUGAAAGGUGUACUUUUCUGUGGGAAGGAACUGCAGAUGCUGGUUUAUACCGAAGAUAGACACAAUGUGCUGGAGGUCAGGCAGCAUGUCUGGAGAAAAAAAGAUGGGUGACGUUUCAGGUUGAAACUCUUCAUUAGACUGCUGUUGCAGACUUUUGAAGAAGGAUUCCAACCCAAAACAUCAUCCUUCCCUUUUCUCCAGAGGUGCUCCCUGACCCGCUGAGUUACUCCAGCAUUUUGCGUCUAUCUUCCGUGUACUUCUCUGUUUAGUUACUCUUUUUUUCUCCC